Messenger RNA from Syngnathus acus (greater pipefish), 1547 nucleotides. It is a transcript of the gene lrrc42, whose product is annotated as leucine rich repeat containing 42. The record is from RefSeq and is a predicted model, not a curated record. Lineage: Eukaryota; Metazoa; Chordata; Actinopteri; Syngnathiformes; Syngnathidae. The transcript is spliced from 7 exons. Gene Ontology annotation, molecular function: protein binding. Bases 147 to 1370 code for a protein of 407 amino acids.
UAUUUUGACAGCACAAAAGCAAAACACUCAAACCCCAGUCAAUUCGAAUGUCGGCUCUGCCACCCAACUGCGGUGCUUUUUUAUUUCCUUUUAAUUGGACAGAAACACAUAUUAACUUGAUGUUGUUGUGAAGGUCGACACCAACAAUGGACGCCAGCAGCGUGUACGUACGAGAAAGAGGCCACCUGCGUCGUGUCAGCGACAACAUGCUCUGGAGGCCGGUGAUGGCCUCCUCCACGUCUCCGUCUUCUUCCUGUCGGCGGACCAACCCGCUGGUACUUCGGAAGGAGCACUUUGUGUCCACGUACAACGCGGAGGGCAGCCUGCGCUACAGCAGCAAGUCGCUGUUUGACAUCACGCUGCUCUUUGUGGUGUGCAACGUGCAGCACGUGGACUCGCUGGUGGGCUUCCCGGAACAGAUCGGGGACAGGCUGUUCGCGGCCGCGAAGGAAAACCGUGUAUUUCUGAACCAGGAAGUCUCCCCCAAAGUUCUGCAGCUCUUCGGGGACGCCUAUGGCGACACGGUGCUCGGUUCCCUCUGCCUCAGGAACAGGUUUCCUCUACUGAGCGAGCGAAUGGCUGACAUCAAGACCUUCCACAGUUUGAAACGUUUGGACCUGUUCGGCUGCAGACUGGGCGACGACCAUGAGAUAUUCCAGCACCUGACGUCGGCCUCACUUGCGAGAUGCUUGAGUCAGCUCUUCAUUGGUGGCAACGGCCUGUCGGAUGAUGGCCUGCGGCGACUGAUGGCGCCUGUGAGAAUAAUGAAGAAAGGACUGGACUGUCUUCAGUGCCUGGAUGUUUCACAUAACCCCAUUUCUGAGAGGGCUCUCCGCUACCUGAAGUGCCUUCCCAAGCUUGAAAAACUGGAUGCAUCUGGCACCAGCAUGAAGUUUAGCGCAAGACUUAAUUCCUGCACGUGGGAGCUGCUGGGCCUGACUUAUUCCGAAAAGGCGCUGGAUGUCUUUGACCACUCAGAAUGUAAAACACAAGGAUGGGCAGAGCAGGUUGUAAAUCAGUGGGAAACCAGUGGAGCGCAAAUGUCCAAACAGAAGAGACUCAAUGAGUCCAGAAUAUCAGCGCUUCGCUUUUUCGGCAGGCAAAAGUUUGUCCAAGAAGUGUUGAACUCGGCACCGUUGUGUCGCGAUGAAGUUGCAACACCUGAGAAGCAUCGUCUGCAUUUCUACAAGCCUCCAGCUGGGAGCAUCGCAGACGGCGCCUCCUCCGACAGAACUUGCCAGAUCGCAACGGGCAAAAGGAAGCGGAUGUCGGAAAAGUGCGGCGACGGUUUGACAGCUAGUCCGCCGACAAAACGCGCCUCCUCGUCGGUGUUGACGCCUGACGAUAUGGAUUUGUUGGACCUAUACUGAGAUGCAUCGUCGCGAGGACUGUACAGUUGUUUUGUUCAGUUCUGUUUUAUCCAUCCAUCCAUCCAUUAUCUGUACCACUUGUCCCCACGGGGGUCGCGGGCGUGCUGUAUCUCAGCAGUCAUCGGGCAGUAGGCGGGGGACACCCAGAACUGGUUGCCAGCCAAUCGCAGGGCACAC